This is a messenger RNA of Cottoperca gobio, 3811 nucleotides long. RefSeq names its product nfe2 like bZIP transcription factor 3 (gene nfe2l3). Gene Ontology annotation, biological process: regulation of transcription by RNA polymerase II. The transcript is spliced from 5 exons. The record is from RefSeq and is a predicted model, not a curated record. NCBI's taxonomy places the organism in Eukaryota, Metazoa, Chordata, Actinopteri, Perciformes, Bovichtidae. The coding region runs from base 353 to 2302 and encodes 649 amino acids. Gene Ontology annotation, molecular function: RNA polymerase II cis-regulatory region sequence-specific DNA binding; DNA-binding transcription factor activity, RNA polymerase II-specific. Gene Ontology annotation, cellular component: nucleus.
CCAGUAGCAGCACACCACGGUGACAGCAUUUAGCUUUUCAGAUGUUUCAGUUUCUGUUUAAUUUAGAAACAUCAGGAAGGUUUUGAUAGCUAGGUGUCGCCGACGAAUAACUGGAAAGCAACGUUUUUGCUAUGUUUGCGUCAAGAGGUUCCCAUUAACCGUUAUAAAAGCUGAUAGCUAACUGCUAAUAGCUAGCAAAGCUAUCCAACGAUUUCGCCGGUACAGGCGGACCUCUUUGUCUGACAGGGGAAGGCGUGCUCUUUUGUUAGGCUUUUCCCUUUGUCCAUUCGGGAAAGAGGAACUAUUGGGUCAGUAUUUCGCUAUUAUCUGCAGCUCUAAAAGUAUUUAGAAAAUGCAAAUCGCGAAAAAAUACUUAUCGGAAGGCCUGAUUCAGUUGACGAUCUUACUCAGUUUGAUUGGAGUUCGUGUGGAUAUCGACAGCUACUUAAGCGGCUAUUAUACGCCUCUGAUAGAGAUUAACUUGGGUCCUAGCUCAGCCUACACCCAGACACCCUUUCAUAAUUUGAGAGACAAUCUUGACGGGUACAGUGUGCACCCAAAAUGUCCCGAGUUGGACUAUUUCUUUGCAAGUCGUCGCCUACUAGACGAGGUGAGGACCCUUGGCUCACCACGGUUCCCCACACAGUUGAACGCAUGGCUGGUGCACCAAGUAUCUACAACUGACAAGGCUGACUCUGGGCCUUCAACCAGCAACAACACUAACACCAACUCUGGGUUAGAAAGCACCGGGGACGAAGCAAGGGAUGACAGUGAACACCUGCCUGAAAGUGGCCAAGAAGUGUGCCAAACAUCCCCUGUACUCGGAGGAAGGCCUUGUAGCACUGGAGCCUGCGGGUUUCUAAAAGAGGAGGAUGAUGCUAAAGUUAAAGAGGAGGACAAACCUGCCCCGCUCGCUCAGCUGGCUCACAGUUCCACACUGGAACAAGAGAGUCUGCUUGAAGGCAUCACUGGACUGUCUGAUCCAGCACGCCAGCAUCCUCCUACCAUUGAUAUUGACCAGCACUGGAGCAAUUUACUGUCUCUGUCUGUCACCGACCUUGAUGACUUGGACUCCCUUGUCACUGAGCGUCUGUCAGACCUUGACACAGACAUCACUGGUGCCAUCAGCCAAGAUGUCAGUUUGCAUGAUGCUAUGGUAUCCAGUGCUGGCGUGUUUGGCGUGGCUUCUGAAAGAGUUGAGCCCAGGCCAGUCACCCAACAACAAAGAACCCUCUUCCGACUGGAAUCCACAGGCUCCUCGCACUCGGACGCAUCACCAGGGAUGGCAGUGGGACUGGCUGCUCUCCCCUUUCCUUCAGUAUGUAAUUUAACUGGGAAUGUGAAUAGUGCACUGGGUGGCUGUCUGGAUGAAGCAGUGUUUGACCAGAUCAAUCAGCUAGGUUUGGAAGGGCUGGACACUCAGCUGAUGGGCUCGUUGGAGUGCAUAGACCCACAGGUCCUCGAGGACCUGGACUCAGACUCCGGUCUCUCCUUGGAGAGCAGCUCUGGAGGUCCCGUCUCCCCAGGCUCAUCUGAGAUGUCGUCGUCAUCCAGUUCAUACUGUGAGGAUGAGUGUGGAGCUACAGGCUACAGCAGUGAGGUAGAUUCAGUCCCCUCAAAAGGCAUCAUGGACUACAACACAACGUGGUCCCCUGUUGAUCUGAGUGAGAGUGUGUGGCAUGACCACAGCUACUCAUCUCCUGCUUUCUUCAACCAGCCUUCAGUUACACUUCCUCACAAAGGUAUCAAAGAGGAGCCGCUCAGCGAUGUUGAUGAUGAUGGGCCAAGGUUUGAUGACCGGGAGCUGAGUCGUGAUGAGCUGCGCGCCCGUUCAAUGUGCAUCCCGUUCUCUGUCCUGCAGAUUGUCAACAUGCCUGUGGAGGAGUUCCUGGAGGUCCUUGACGGUCACGGCUUCUCCCCUGAACAGGUGACCCUACUGAGGGAUAUCCGCAGGCGGGGAAAGAACAAGCUUGCAGCACAAAACUGCCGGAAGCGCAAACUAGAUGCCAUCACUGGGCUGCAGGAGGAGGUGGAAAUGUUGCAUGCUCAGAGAAACAAGCUGCUGAGGGAGAAACAGCUUACAGCCAAGACAAUGGGUGCUGUGGGCCAGCAGAUAAAGCAGCUGACCAGGGACCUCCUGGCCCGGCUUAGGGAUGAUUCAGGACGGCCCCUCAACCCAGAAAGAUUCACCCUGCAGUGCGGGGCUAAUGGGAGAGUUGUGGUUCAGCCUGUAAGACGGCCUGCUGUCUCCACAUCAACAGGCAACAAAACAGACAAGAGGAAGAAGGAGAAAAAGCAAUGAUGCGGUAUUGCCACUGAGACUUGAACUUUUAGGUUUUUGGAUAUUUCUGAACUUACUUGCCUGACUCUGGUUUUGGGAUCUCCUCUUUGCAAAAGUGUGUGUGGAUUCACCGCUGUCGGGAGCCUAAAUAGGCAAAAGCUGCAAAAAGAAAAGAAAACUCAGAACAUAGAUGAAUAAAAAAAUGUCUGUAAAUAAAAUUUCUCAUGGGGGGAAAAAUGUAGCUUACACACUGGACAUUUUUUUGCUAAUUCUAGAUGGACACGGCAUCCGGGGAAGUUUAAGGGAUCAGCAAAGCUGCUGGCGAUGCCACCAGUCUCUCUUUGUGCCUGUUAACAUUAAAGUCAUUGAGUCCUAUCGUUUUUACAAACAAACGUAGACAACCAGAUGUUUCUAAAGUCAACAUGGCCAACAGUGACACUUACUGGAUAGAGAUAUUUGUUUGUUUUGUUUCCAUGUAAUCUUGCCUCUCAAUAUAUACCUAUUCAGUAUAAGAAGGAGGUUGAAGAUUGUAUUUAUUAAAGUUUCUGAAAUGCUUAUAUGCAUCAUGAGACUGUCGAUGGCAGUAUCGUUUUUUUUCUUCUCAUAAUGGUAAAUUUAUCUCAAAGUGAUGAGAAUAUUGGGACAUUGCAUAUCUAAAGUUUACAGAUUUGUUUCAGAUAUUUGAGGGCAUGUAUUGUUCAGUAGAAAUGUGUACUGAAAUGUUGUUUUCCUUAUGUCUUGAUGACAUAUACGAUACCAAUGAUUAAACUGACAAGGCCUUAAUUUGCAUUGGAUAAGUGUUUUGGUUAUUGUGUAUACACAUAAUCCACGGAUGCACAUUAUCAUAACAAAAAUGUUUUUAAGAGGCAACCACCUUUUAUGUUUUACAUUAAUGUUGAAUAAUUUGUUUCAAGCACUAUUUUUGCUUAACCCUUUUAAAUUACUGAAGCGUUUUGGCAAGAUUAUAUUCUACCUCACGGCUUAGUUUGUUAUAGAUAUUGGCUAAAUAAAAUUCUAGGGCAACCUAAAUGCACUCAUUACAAAUUCUUCAUUAUUGUGGGCCUUAAUGGACCUAAAACACCCCAUUUCUGGAAAAAGAAAAAUACAAUCACCAACUAUUUAAUAUGAUUGAAUGUCGUUUGGAUGUUGCUUUUUAUAUAUUUGAGAUUAUCUGAGAGUUGAGAUAAGUAUUUAGUAAUGUUUCCAUCUUAUUCAUGGACACACAUCUUUAUACAGCGGUCAGCUGAGUGAGUGAGAGUUAACUGGAGAAAGAUGCAUAAAGUUAAAGUGUAACUCAUGAAGUAUUUUUUUCCUAGUCCCUCAAAUGUGUAUUUAAUUUUCUGGUGUGACCACGAGUUUACUUUUGUUUGUAUACAUUUCAAACUGUUUUUCUUUGUUGAUGGGGGCAAAUGUUUUUUUGAUUGCAUGGUGAUUGUUGACUGUUGAUAGUAUGAUUUUGCUUUAGGGAAUUUGAAAUGCUCUUGCAGACGUUGUUCUUUCUGAUUAAAAAAAAAAAAGAUGAAAAAACGA